Molecule: messenger RNA, 1032 nt
Organism: Lachancea dasiensis
Lineage: Eukaryota; Fungi; Ascomycota; Saccharomycetes; Saccharomycetales; Saccharomycetaceae
Source: the annotation of a GenBank genome assembly
AUGAAAUUCUCACAAGUCGCACUCGUCUCCGCGGCAGCAGUUUCGACAACUCUUGCUGCCCCAGCAGUCACUACUGUGACACACCACGCUCAUGCUCAACAAACAGCCGUUGUUAAGGGUAGCUUGUACACUGAGAACGGCGUUGUAAAGACGUCGUGGACAACAGAGCUCGAAAACGCAAUUGCCACGUCCACACCAGCAACUGUGGUUUCCGCUACCUCAUCCUCUGCAGCAGUUGCAUCGUCAGUGCCAGCGUCUACUGUUUCAGCCCCAGCUUCAUCUUCUGACUAUUCGAUUGCGUCUACUGUGUCAGCCCCAGCUUCAUCUUCUGACUAUUUGAUUGCGUCUACUGUUGUUCCCGAAGCAACAACGUCCAGUUCUGCCAGCUCCUCCAGCUCCAGCACUUUCUCCUCCGCGCCAGCUACCUCAGUCAGCGUUGCUCAAAAGGUCGCCGCGCAGAGCGUUGCUCCUGUCUCAACCAGCUCCUCUGAAACGUCAUCAUCAUCUACCACUACUUUGUCACCAUCCUCCGAGUCCGCAUCGGCAUCCUCGACCGAAACUUCGACCAGCUCUUCGAGCUCUGCCACUGCUUCAUCAACAUCUUCAUCGUCAGACUUCGAAAGUAGUAUGUUGAAGGCUCACAAUGACAAGAGAGCCUUGCAUGAGGAUACCUCAGACCUAUCCUGGUCUGACACUUUGGCCUCUUAUGCUCAAGACUACGCCGACAAAUAUGAUUGUUCGGGAUCCUUGACCCACUCUGGCGGUCCAUACGGUGAGAACUUGGCCUGCGGAUAUUCGGGAGCGGGCUCUGUUGAGGCUUGGUACGAUGAAAUUAAAUCCUACGAUUGGUCCAAUCCAACUUUCUCCGAAUCUACUGGGCACUUUACACAAGUGGUUUGGAAAUCUACUUCCCAAGUUGGCUGUGGGAUCAAGAAAUGCGGCGGUGGUACUGGUGACUACGUUAUCUGCUCCUACAAGUCCGCUGGUAACUUCCUUGGCGAAUUCGCCGAUAACGUUAUGUCCACCAAAUAA